This is a messenger RNA of Aplysia californica (California sea hare), 8000 nucleotides long. RefSeq names its product AT-rich interactive domain-containing protein 2. Gene Ontology annotation, biological process: regulation of DNA-templated transcription. NCBI's taxonomy places the organism in Eukaryota, Metazoa, Mollusca, Gastropoda, Aplysiida, Aplysiidae. Gene Ontology annotation, molecular function: DNA binding. Gene Ontology annotation, cellular component: SWI/SNF superfamily-type complex. The record is from RefSeq and is a predicted model, not a curated record.
UUUCAUAAUUACAAAUUAUAGUUGGAAUUCGUAUAGAUAUAAUCACGCUCUUUGUUGAAAAGUUAUGUGCUUAGAGUGAGAAAAACAGACUCGCGACAGGUGGCGCGUAUCACCCUUGCGCCUUUCGGAAAGGGACGCAUGGGUACCGCCAUUUUGACGCUGUUCCCGGGCGAAAUCAUCAAUUACCCAUACCCCUCUAGGAAGUAUUGCUUACUGGCAUGAUCAUUAUGUGUUUUUGUUGUGGUUUUUGUGAGUUUUUUCAUUGUAUGGACCAAUAUGUGAUAAGUGGACACGGCCGAACGGCCGCUGGAUUAACUAUUCUUUAACCUUAAGUCACUUACAAUGUUAUAAGUGUGAUCAGAUAGGUGAAAAGGACCUAAUUUCUUCAUCGAGAAUUUAUGCAGAAGAAGCGGUCAUUCUUCUCUGUGUGGCCGGGAUCCUCCCGACGGAGUGGAAUUCCCCCCUCGAAUAACGAGGAUUUACCCAAUCUUGACAGCGUUUCGGCGUUUUCUGCUGCUGAUAUUGAUGUCGCGCUGCCGUAACGACCUCAGCGCGGUGGGCUAAGUGCUUACCUUACUGGGCUUUAGUGUACGCGUGCUUGUUCCAUCAUCCAAGAUGGCCAUUGAAUCGAACAAAGACGAUUUUGAAGAGGUGGCUUUGGAGUACGAGAAACAACGCCACAGUUUCAUAGCUGAAUUGCGCCGAUUUAACGGGGGUAGAAGUACCCCAUUUGACCGGCUUCCAGAACUGGGAGGUCAGGAGGUGGACCUGUACUAUCUGUACCAGAAGGUGACAAGUCUGGGAGGCUGGCAAAAGGUGAACAAUGAACAGCUGUGGGAAGACUUCCAGGAAGAGUUUGGACUUCCCCGUGCUUGUGUCAAUAGUGCUCAAGUGUUGAAGCACAUUUACUUCAGAUAUUUAAACCUGUAUGAAAAAGUUCACUUUUUGGGGGAAGAUGCUGAUGUGAGAAACAAUGAGGAGGAGGAUGGCCCUGCCAGGAAAAAGAUCUGUUUACCCAUAGAGAGUAUUCCUUUGAGCUACAACUACAACCAACACAGACUAUCAGAUGCGUUGCGCCAACAAUACAACCUGUCGAUGGAGAAGUGUGAGCGGUCACCCUACCAGAAGUUGGAGAUGUCUCUGCGCUCGGGACUGCCCAACGAAGUGGACAUGGCCCUCAACGUGUGCGUCCUGCUGUCCACGGAGGGCAAGCACGUCAUGAAAUUGGCCAACACCUCACACAUGUUGCGCCUACUCAUGGCACAUGUAGGCAUCUUUGAAAAUGCCUCCAGUGAUCUGCAGGAUCUUUUCCAGUACAGCUGGUCUAAGAACUCGGAGAGAAAUUUCCUCAGGUUCUGGUACGAGACGGUUGAGAAAGAGGAGAUUAAGCCACUCAUAACCUUCAGAGGUCGUCGCUAUGUUCAAAAAGAGCUCGUGGGCAGCGAAGUGCUCAAUGUUGGCCGGGAUCUAGGCACGCUGGAUUCUGAGGGCCAGCGAGUAUUACAGCUUGCAGUGUUCAUUCACAACUUGUCCUUUGAGGAAGUGAAUCAGAAGAUUCUGGCUAGCAGUGCCAUGGUUUUCAAGUUUCUGAUACUAAGUCUGUACAGUACAUAUGAUGGCUUACGUCAGCUGGCCCUGGACACUGUGGCUAACCUGUCGUGUGAGUUGGAUCUGAAUGCUGUGGAAGGUGUCAGUUGUCCCCUGAUCGUGGAUUUGUUGAACAACGCACUAUUCUCAGAAGACAGGUUCCUGCUUGUGCGAGGUCUGGAAAUUCUCAGCAAAGUCAGCCAGCUGGCGCGCAACGAGAGUGUGUUGGCGGAGAAGCUUCGGGAGGACACCUACGCUCGCCUGGUGGCACUGCUCACGGUGCAGGACAUCCAGCUGAUCGUGCACACGCUGGAGGCCUUGUACAAGCUCUCCAAGGUCGGCGAGCCCUUCACCUCUCGCAUCGCUAAAGUGCACAAAGCCAUAGAUACUUUAGUGAGCUUGAUCACGAUAGAGGCUCAGUCGUUUGGUCCCGGCUCCCUGGUGGGCAUCAAGGUUGUGGAGUACGUCCCUCCCGCGACCGCUGCUCAGGAGGACGGAGAGUCGGUGCGCAGGCCCACCACCGUCAUACAGCCCAUCAACCCAGACUCUGUCAAUAUCUACCAAGUGCCGUCCAGUGCGAAGAACCGUGUGGGGCUUGGGGAAGUACACGGUGCAGGAGAGCCUGGCGCCGGGGGUGAAAGUGGGAAGCCUGCGCCUCCGCCGCCGAAGGAGCCCAUCACAGACAUGCACGCCACCACCUCUAGCUGGUUGAACGCCACUUUUGAAGUGAAGAAGAAGAGCAAAGUGAAUCAAGUUGAACUUUUCUCAGACUACUUACAGUUUUGCCGGAAGUUUGCUCUGAACAAUCCCAUGUCUUCAGCAGAAUUUUUGCACUUGGUCAAUGCGUAACCCUGUUAGUGUGAAUGUAGGUCCUCAGCUGCCUCCCCCCCCGCCGGUCGAGCCUUUAGCUCACACGCCUACGCUCCGACAGCGCCUGCUGGAGCCGCCGCGUCUAUCUUUACAAACACCAAUUGUCCACGCAGGUGCCGCCUCUUCGUCCUCCUCUCCCAGCCCCCUCCCGGCCAGGGGCAAAAGUGGGGGGCCGGGUGGCACAGGGACUCAGCACCCUGGUGCUACCGGCACUCCAAGGUUUGCAGGAACACCCUACGCCAAAGUUGUCAAGUCCACGGGCAAAGCGUCCGUGGGGAUGGGUGGUCAGACGCCCGUGUCUGUGGUGAGGAAAGGCAUAUCCUCCAGCCUGGCCUCCAGACUCCAGACGAGUGAACAGCGUGGGGCCAGCCCCCUGCCACAGCACAGGCUGGCGACCUCCACCCCCACGGCACAGACUGGCUCAGGGCCCAGCAGCACGGUCCUGGCCAAUGUGUGCCACCAGCCGGCAGGCCACAGCGCGGCACAAACCUUCCCCUCGCUCACCCAUGCCCUGCAGGCUGAGCAGAAUGGCCCUGAUGGGGCGCCGUCGGUAAAGAGCCUGUUGGCCAAGAAACUGUCGCAGGCUGUCCCCGAUCAGGAGUCUGUCCUGGGCCUACCGGCCUCCUACCCGGCCACUUCUCACCUGGCCACGGACUCCCACAACCCGUUCAGCACGAUGAGUCCGCAGGCCCCAUCCUAUGAGCAAGUGACGGCCACCACGGUGAUGGCGCCACCCUCCAGCCUCCCGGCGGUGCUCAGCUCUAGUCAGGCUGGUCAGCAACACCACCACCACAUGGCUUCGUCCACCCAACAAAACCGUCCAAGUCCCACUGUCCCCUCAUCUGUACCCAAUGUGGCUCCCAUGUCGCACUCGCUAUCAAAACCCUGGCCCACGGCCGCCGUCCCCUCCUCCACAGCGCCACAAGCGGUGCACGCGGCAGGUUCUCUAGUGCUGCCAAACUCUCAGAAUUGCCAGCAGAGACGUGCUGUAGUUGCUCAAGGCACCCAGUCUGCCCACAUUGCACAGACGCUGGUCUCUACUGGCCCACGACCUUCUGCUCAUGUGACGGGUCAGCCCGGUGGGCUAGUGGUUCAAGGCAGUGGCACGGUGGUCACCAUGGCUCAGAGAACCUCGAGUGUACCUUCGACCUGUGUCCAGCAGCCAGUAGCACAGCAUACAGCCAUCCAACAGCAGCUGUUGGGACCAGCGCAGCAGCCACACCCACAGGCUAUGACCAACAGUGGCUCUGCUGGCAUUCCCCAGCAACAGCACCAACUCCAGCCCCAAAUACAACACCAGCCCCUGCAGACUGUGGCCACGGGGGUACAGCAGAGCCUGAGCUCUCCCCACACAGCGGCCCUCCUAGCCCAGUCUCAGCCCCAGAGCAGCGCGCCCGUACAGCAAACCGUCAGCUCUGCCGUGACCUCUGCCCUGCCCGGUGCCUUUGUGUCCCCCUCCCCUCCCUUGGCCGCGGCUGUGGGCGUGAAUCACAUGAUGAGAAAUCCGUCCAGCAUGCUAGUGGCCAACCACCAGCCGGGCUGCUCCCCGCACACCUCCAGCACGGUCACUGUUGUGUCGGGCAGCAGUUCCCUGCCGGGGGUGGCCUUGACCCAGUCUAUCUCCUCCCCGGCGGUGGCUGCGCUCCUCACCUCCACCACGCAGCAGCCCUCUCAGAUGAUUAUCUCUGCUCCGGUCAUCGCCAACCCUCCCAUGGUACAGCAGCGGCCGGCAACGGUAACUGGCCAGGUACCCACCACGCUGGUCAUUCAAACACCCCCUGGCACGAUUGUCAUGCAGCCUCGUCAGUUGUUGGUUCAGGGCAAUGGCACCACGACAUUCGGCUCCAUCCAGCAGACGGGCCAGGGAGGGACGGUCUCUUUCAUUGUCCCGCCACAGUAUCGUCAGAACUCCUCUGUGACAGUGCAGGGUUUGAACAUCAUCCAGCCGCAAGCCAAUGUGGGUGUGAUGCCAUCCAUCGCGCUGACCAAUGCCAGUGGUGGACAGUCCCAGGCCCAGAACAUCUUGCAGACCGCCCAGGUGCAACAAAACAUCCUCCAAGCUGCCCCCAGCACACCCCAGCCAGCUGUGGGCACAGCGCUCUCCAACCAGCUGGGGCCUCGCCAGAUUGUCCUCACUCGCAACCCUACCACGUUGCCAGUGGGCAUGCAGAUUUCCUCGGUGCAGGCGACCUAUGCGGGCAACGCCUCCAACUUGUGCAUUGCUCAAGCCCAGCAGCCGUCGAGCUACGUCAUCCAACCAUCCUCCAUCGUGUCAUCGAACUUGCCCCUGGCCUCGGGUUCCUUGACCCCCUCGAGCCACACAGUGGCGGUCAACAUUCCCCAAGGACAGCAACAAGCAAGUGUUCCACCCAGUGUGCAGCUGCUCCAGCAGCAAAGCUCAAACUGUGUAGAAUCUCAGUGUGUGGUCAGAUCUGAGCCCAGUUCUCUACACAACCAACAGAUGGGCCAACACCUCCCCUCCUCAGCUCUGGUCAGUGACGGUCAGAAACCGCAGCAGACCCUGGCCCAGCAAGCCAUCCUGGCAUCUCAGUGCAACGGUGUGAGCCAUGACACCAACGGCAUCCUGGGAUCACCAGAGUCUGUUUCCUCAGACUACCCUCCGUCCCCCGUGUCGUCGAGUGGGGUGGGCUCGGACCGCGAGUUCCCCAAUGGCAAACUGACAGACUCGGACAGAGACAUGUUCUUGAAGAAGACUGAUGUGGCCAAGUUUGUGGACAAAACUUGUAAAACGAACGGCUUUAUUCAUUCCUGGGACUCGAGUGUUCAGCAUGAGAAACAAGACGUCAAGGCUAGCUCAAACGGACCCACAGUCCAUGUGGCUGCUCAUAAUAUUCCUAUGUCUGCACAAUCAGGGGGUUUAGUCAACGGCUGUGUGGCCGACAACUCUCCCAAUUUUAGCACCCCCAACCAGCAGCAGCAUAAUGUGCAGGUGGUAAACGCCAACGGCAACGCCUCGGUGCACGCACAGCCCACUCCCACGCCCCAGCCCCAGCCUCAGCCGGUGGUCAGCCAGGUACAGCACAGGCAAGUCAUUGGCACACCGCAGCAGAUCCAGAAGCACCAACAACAGCAGCAGCAGCAACAGCAACAACAACAGCAGCAGCAGCAACAGAAGGCCUCCGCCUCACAGCUACCUCAGCCCCCAGCCACGGGUCCCAAACACAUCCAGGCAGGGGCCACAGGCUUCCUGCAGCACCACCAGAGCCACGCCCCCCAGCGACCCCGCAUCUCCACGCUGCCCUCGCCUGCCAACAUGGCCGCGCACAACUCCAAGGACACCAAUGGUCCGUUGCUGGAGCAGCGAGCCAAGCCCUCGCUGGUCCCAGGCCAGGGCACGCAGACCCAAACCUUCACACCCGCAGGGGCCAAGAAGAAACUUCCACUGAGAGGGGGUCGGGUCGAGGCCCCCACGCCUCCGGUGCAGGUGCAGGCGCAGGACAAGCUGGUGCUGAGGGCGCGGGUCAAGAGGAAAGGUGGGGAGGGUCCCAGUUCGACAGCUGGUCCCAGUGGUCCUGCGCAGCCGGUGCUGGAGUACAUGUGUGAGUGGGGAGCCUGUCGCAGGUGUUUCAACAGUGCCCGCCUGGUGUUCCUGCAUGUGUUCCGCCAACACUUGCCCAGCGCGGCGGAGAGCUCGUGCCAGUGGGCCGCUUGUGAGAAGCUGACACGCAAACGAUGGUCGCUGGUCUCGCACAUACAGGACCAGCACUGCUCGGAGAUGGCCAUGCGGACUGCCUGCCAGCGAAGGUUUGCCGUCCAACAACAACAACAGGGGAACACAUCUGUGCCCACCCCGCCCGCCCCUCCCCAGCCCAUGAUCUACCCCCCGGAUGCGGCCAUGCAGGCCAUCAGAAGGUUCUCCAUAAAGCCUCCCUACUCAGAGUUUGCUGAUCAAAGAGAGGGACCUGUCUCCAAACAUAUACGUUUGACCGCUGCCCUCAUCCUUAGGAACAUUUGCAAGUGCUCCUCUCACGGGAGAAGACUAAUCAAGCGCCAUGAACAAGAGCUGAGCUACAACACGAUGAACGCAGUGGAAGCCUCCACGGCCUUGUCUCACUGCCUCUGGGAGAUCAGCCAGUGCUGCGAACAGGCCCCUCCUGGCUACUGCAAGUCAUGAUGACCUGAGGGGGCCUGGACUGACCGGUUACUGCCCUCUCACAUUGGCCCUCACACAUUGGGGCAUUGGUGAAAAGCUGUGUGUUGACUAGUGUGUCCCCGCACCUAUAGGACGGGGAACUGUGCUGUCGCGCCUUGCUGCAGCUUUCCGAGUGUAAGUGUAGGGUCUGUGCAAGAAACGUUGACACGUGUAGCGUGUAGUGAAGUGUCUUGCCCCGGAGCCUGAGGUCACCAGCGCAACACAAGUCAUUGUGUGAGACACUGUUGCUUCCUGCAUACACACAUUCCAUUUCUAGCUGUGGCUGCUGUGCUCCGAAACAAAUGACCCUGAUGGCUCUGGUUUGAACUGCUUAACUUGUUGAUAUACAGAAUCAAAAGUGCAAAAAUGUUCUGAGUGGAAUCAGAUGUGUAUAGCGGAUCAAACUGAGAACCACACAGGAAUGACGCAGGGAUGUUUGACGGACUGUCAGUAAUUAGAUGUUGUGCCAGUAAGAUCGUAAAACCCUGUUGAACUGACCAUGUUAUGGGGGUGUGGGGAGGGGGGGAUUGUUUGUGUACUGCUGUUGAUGAGAUGGGAGUGAGCGCUACGGGUAACUAUGCUGUACCAGCCAGCAUCCCUUGUCCUGAGGGAGGGAGGGAGGGAGGGUUGGAGUGGGGGGAGGGGGUGCUGAGCUGUGUGCCACUGAGAAUUUGGGCAGAGAUGGACCUUGAUGAAGUGCGUGCUUGAUUUGUCUAUAAAAAGUGUGUGCUAGAUUUGUUUAUUGGAAGUAUGGGUUUGAUUUGUUUAUUGCAACCGUGUGCUUGAUUUGUUUAUUGGAAGGCAUGGUGUCUGUUGUCUCUGUAAAUUAAGUUUUUUUGUAUUUUGUGUGUUGUUUUUGGGUUUGUUUUUGUUGCCAUCUGAAAUGGUGUAAAUACAAAAGUUACCAGCUAGUGAAUGCAUUGCUCUUGUGGGUGAACAUUUUUUGUUAUGACAUAGUACAGUUUAACUGGUUGGGAUAUGGAGGAGGUUUUUGUAAGGACAUAUGAGGGUUCUGCUGAUUGGGAUGUGGAGCACAUGUGAAGACAUAUAGAGCCCGGCGGUUUGUUGUGCAUUAACCAUCUCAUGUGCCAUGAUAUUGAUGGGCCCAAAGCUCACUGGCUGUACAAACUUGCUGUGUGCUUGUAUUGACCGAACCUCUCCCUUUGCACCUCGCUUUUUCUACUUUGUAACUCGUCAUAGUUGCGUGAGUGGAUGGGUGGAAGGUGGACACUAUCUUAUGCUCUGAUGUUUUCAGGUUCCCAAGUGGCUCGCUCUGGUGUCUGCGGUGUAGAUGUAAGGCACUUCGCUGUCGCCCUCAGGAGACCGUAGUUUGGUUUCCGAGAGUGGAUACAAUUUUUAUUGAGUUUCUCAGUCUUUCUGCUGGGAUAUU